Onychostoma macrolepis is the source of this 4464-nucleotide messenger RNA. RefSeq names its product diacylglycerol kinase, epsilon (gene dgke). The record is from RefSeq and is a predicted model, not a curated record. Bases 425 to 2134 code for a protein of 569 amino acids. NCBI's taxonomy places the organism in Eukaryota, Metazoa, Chordata, Actinopteri, Cypriniformes, Cyprinidae. The transcript has 11 exons. Gene Ontology annotation, molecular function: ATP-dependent diacylglycerol kinase activity.
UAAGCCUACGUCAUCAUUUCCGUUUCCGUGUAUUGAACUAGAUGAAUCAUGUAAGGUUUUUUAUCGCUUUUUGUGUUAUUCCAGUGGUUUCAAUGCACUUUUAAAAUGCGUGGAUAACAAAGAUGAAGACGGGAACUUUCCCUUGAAAACAAAAUGUAGCUAGAACAUACACGUGAAUGCAUUUAUCUGCCGUAAGCAAGGAGGUGUUUACGAUGGCUGUGCUGUAACAUCAGUGUGACUCAGGUUUGGUGCAUUGCUUGGCUAUGCAAUGAUGUGCUGCUCGGAUGGGGUUAGAAACAGAAGAUCGUUGUGGGACGUUAAAACUUCCACACCUUGACUAAUGACGAUCGCAGGCAACCACUGAUUAUUUUCAUCUGCUCUGACUUGUGCAUGACAAAAUUCCUGUAAAAUUAGAAUUGUGGCUAUGGAGGAGAGUACUGAAGAGAUGAGGGAAGAGUGGACCUUGCUCCUUUGGACCAUGGUUGCUGUUCUGGUCCCAGUGAUAAUCACACUGUGGUGCAGCUUCCAGCGUCCCAAACGCAAAGUUCAGCUGAAAGAUCUGUUCCGAAAGAGCAAACAUGGCUGGCACUACACAGACCUGUUCAACAAGCCCACCUACUGCUGCGUGUGCUCUCAGCCCAUCCUGCAGGGGGCGUUCUGUGACUGCUGCGGCAUAUGUGCGGAUGAGGAGUGCAUACAGAGGGCAGAUCGCAUCCUCUCAUGUAAGGAGAUCAUGACCCAGAGUCAGACAGAUGGGAGGUUUUACCAUCAGUGGGUCAGGGGAAAUGUGCCCCUCGCCAGCUACUGUGCCGAGUGCAAGCAGCAAUGCGGGACUCAACCUAAACUCUGCGACAACAGGUGUGUAUGGUGUCAGACCACAGUGCAUGAUGACUGCCUUUCUAGUCUGAAUGAUGAUUUGUGUGAUCUUGGAGAGUUCCGUUCUGUUAUCAUACCUCCGUAUUACCUCUAUCAAGUCAACAAACUCCGCCGAAGGCACCCUGAUGAGUACAGCAAGCUUGCUGCAGGCUGUGGGAGUGGCUGGACUCCAGUUCUGAUCUUGGCAAACACAAGAAGUGGCAACAACAUGGGGGAAGUUUUGCUGGGAGAAUUUCGUACCCUCCUGAACCCCGUGCAGGUGUUUGAUCUCUCUGAGCUGCCUCCCUCUAAAGCCCUGCAGCUGUGUACUCUUCUGCCCCCAGGCAGCGUGCGUGUUUUAGUGUGCGGGGGAGAUGGCACAGUAGGCUGGGUUCUGGAUGCCAUUGAUACCAUGAAGCUGAAGGGUCAGGAUCAGUUUAUCCCUCUUGUGACUAUCCUGCCGUUGGGCACAGGCAAUGAUUUAUCAAACUCUUUAGGAUUGGGAGCAGGAUAUGCUGGAGAGAUUCCAGUAGAACAGGUGCUCAGGAAUGUUCUAGAGGCUGAGGUAGUCAAAAUGGACAGGUGGAAAGUUCAAGUUGUCUCCAAAGGAAACUAUUUUCGUAAGCCAAAGGUGUUGUCCAUGAAUAAUUAUUUCUCAGUGGGUCCUGAUGCUCUCAUGGCACUGAACUUCCAUGCGCACAGAGAGAAAACGCCCUCCUUUUUCUCCAGCCGAAUCAUCAAUAAGGCAGUGUACUUCCUCUAUGGUACCAAAGAUUGUUUAGUGCAAGAAUGUAAAGAUCUGGAUAAGAGGAUUGAGCUGGAGCUGGAUGGAGAACAAGUGACUUUGCCCAGUCUGGAGGGGAUAAUAGUGUGCAAUAUCGGCUACUGGGGCGGUGGCUGUAGACUGUGGGAGGGAAUGGGAGAUGAACCCUAUCCUCCAACACGUGUUGAUGAUGGUUUAUUAGAGGUGGUGGGAGUGUAUGGCUCAUUCCACUGUGCACAGAUUCAGGUGAAACUGGCCAAUCCUGUGAGGCUGGGACAGGCACAUACAGUACGGCUGGUGUUGAAGAGUUCUCGGAUGCCAAUGCAGGUGGAUGGAGAGCCGUGGGCGCAAGGUCCAUGCACCAUCACCAUUACCCAUAAGACCCAGGCUCUCAUGCUGUACCACAGUGCAGAACACACAGAUGAUGAUGACUCCAGCGCCUCGGAGGCCGAAGAACCCUCAGCCGAUCACAUUGACACAGCUAGCAACACACAGGAAACUGUGACAGUGUCUUAGUAAGGCUGUAAUCAUUCUGUCUGUGCUAUUUCCACCCCAGAAGGUAGCACAGCAUGAAAGGAAGACACCCUGAUGUGAUAAAUGUCUGACGUCAUAAAUGUAAAUGUACAUAACGUGCAUGUGCUGUUCUAAUAAUAACAUCUGCAGUUAUUUCUGGGAGUUUAAGAGCCCCUUUUUCUCUCAAGCACAGCUCCUGCAGUUCCCAAACUGUCCACAAGAUGUCUAUCUCUGUAGAAACAUAGGUUUCUAGAUUUGUGUGCAUACAGUCCUUUUUUUUUUCUCCCAGGGAGUGUUACCCGGAAGCUCUGAGAAGUGGCUCAGGUUUUAGAUAAUUAGUCCACAAUGGAAUCAUAUUUAGCUGUAAGCAGAGCUCAGGCAAUCAUAAAAAAGAAAAUUCAGUCCAGUGGAGAAUGUUACUAACAAAGCUGCUUGGACACAAAUGUUUUGCACUGAUCUUGAGUGCCAUAGGUCUGUGAGAAUACAGCUCGCUGCAGAAAUCUUGCAUUUGAGUUGUAUAUGUCGAUGAAGCUGUGCAAUAAUUUUGUUUAGGUCUUUGUUUUGUUACUCCUUUUGUGAAACACCUUUGCAUCGCUUGAAUCUAGAGUAGAUUGUGAAUGGGCAUGCCAUUGAUAUCUUAUUAUUUUGCAACUAUUCCACGUGUGUUAUUGGUUUAGUUUAUGAAAUGGCAGUAAAAUGUUUCAGAGCACUGGAUUAAGAUAACGUUAUUUAUUUCGUUUUUUGCAUACGCUGAUUAUCAAGCACUUUUAUUGUUUUAUUCAUUGUCUCCACAUUUCCAUAGAGAUUUAUGUUUUUUAUGCAUCCUGCUUAAGUAAAUUUGACUUUGCCUAGAAUAUAACCACCCUAAUAGGGUUUCUGAGUAUUUUCUUUAGUCCCACUCUUCCAAAUCUUUCUGAUUUCAGUGCAGUUUUAGCAUAAGAACAGUAAUGGUCUUGAAAAACUAAGACAGCUUUUGGAGUGGUAGUAUGUAAUGUCACAAGUUUCAUAUAAUUUUAUCUACAUCUGUGGCUUUCCUAAUGGUAACUCUCCCUGAACUAGCGUCACCUCUCUUUGCAGGAGUUAGGCAUAUUAUCCAUUAAAACCUUUUUUGCUGAUGUAAUGUAUUUGAGAAGUUUAUAAUUUGAUUUAGUUAAUUUCAUGUUCAGAGUGAUUUUACAGAAACAAUUUUAUAGAUUGUUAAAGAGAACUGUUAUCUAGAUGGCAGCCAUUUAUCAUAAUUUUGAAGGAGAUUUUGAUAUAUAUAUAUUUUUUUUUUUUUUUUUUUGGAAGCUAAAAGGUUUACAAGAGUCUUACCAAAAGUAUAUAAUUUUUUUCUCAAAGACUGAAUAUUUUCCCUUUAAAUGAUCUGUAUCAGUUGUACAUCCAAAUGUAGACGGCUGUAUUAGUUUGAUUUAAAAAGUUUAGAAUGCUUCUAUACCUUGAGAGAGGAUAAAAUCAAAAUUGUGAUGUUUUUUGAUUAGUGUCAUUAAAACUUACUUUUUCGAAUAUGUUUGUGUAUAAAUACUGAAGCAGUAGUUGUGAUGAAAACAUUUUUUCUUUACAACUGUAAUUGCACUUUUUUUUUCUAUUUACAUAUGCUCUAAACGUGUCAAAGGGGUUUUAAACAUGACUGUUAUUCUCCUUGGGAAUACUGAUAGUUUAUCAUUUUAAAUGUUUGUGAGUGUUAGAUGAAAUGGGAUUCUCUGUAUUGAAUACUGAAGGUUAAAAUAUUUUGCACUGACCUCUGUACGCUAGAAACAUGACACGAGGAUAACACCCAUGGCUUCGACUUGUUUUUCAAACUCGAAUGAAGCCUAGUUUUUAUUUGACAGUUGCCGCUCCUGGCAUUGUUUAAUGUGUAACUAGGCUUGUUUGUAUACCCAGAUAACAUUAUUACAAGUUGGAGACGAUUGAGCCAAACAUUUCAUUAAGUUAGAACAUAAAAGAAUUCCUUGGUCAAAAAUUUGGUUAAUUUUUUUUUUAUUGUUCAGCACUGAAAACAAUGUGAGCUGCACAAAUGAACAAUCACCAUUACAGGAGCAGGAUUAAGUCAUCCCAUAACAAUUUCACAAAUGUGAUCAAUACAAUGGAAGAUGAGAGAGAAAGAACAAUGAAUCUAGAUGAUGUUAUAUUUAUUCUUAUAUGAGACUUGGUCAUGUAAUGCCUUUAUUGGCAUCAUUCUGAUAUUUUAUUUUCUGUAUAUUUUGCUCCCCAACAAUGUACAAUAUUUUCAUUUACAUUUUUUAAAUAAUCAGUUACUCUGAUGAUACUUGAUGUAUCAACCAAAGUUGUAAUAUUGCAUAAAGCAAACAAUAAAUGCCUACUAAACUUUU